AUGACUGAUUCCAAGGACAUGGGGAAGAAGCAGCUCGGCCCUCUGGACGAGGAACAGCUGAUAAGCAGCCACGCCAGGUACUCCACCAAAGACUUUAGCUUCCAACCAAAUUCUGGAUUCAGUAGCUUCGCAGGGCACCUGGGCCUGAGCCACAUCCCCUUGGCACUGCAGGUGUUCUUCCUCAUUGUCUUCUCUGUGCUGCUGGUGGUCGUCCUUGCCAAAGUCUUCAGCAUCCCCAGUUCUCAGGGUCAGGAGCAGUCCAGCCAGGAGAAGGUCUACCAAGAGCUGACCCAGCUGAAGGCUGGGGUAGACCGCCUGUGUCGUCCCUGCCCCUGGGACUGGACACCCUUCCAAGGAAGCUGCUACUUUUUCUCUGUGGUCCAGAAGGCCUGGAAUGACUCAGCCACUGCCUGCCAGAAGGUGGGGGCUCAACUUGUGGUUAUCAAGAGUGAUGAAGAGCAGAACUUUCUACAACAGUCUUCUAAGAAGAGAGGCAACACUUGGAUGGGGCUCAUUGACAUGAACAAGGAAUCCACAUGGCACUGGGUGGAUGGCUCGCCUCUGACGCUCAGUUUCAUGAAGUAUUGGAAUAAAGGGGAACCCAACAACCUGGGGGAGGAAGACUGUGCAGAGUUCAAAGGUGAUGGCUGGAAUGACUCCAAAUGUGACAACAAGAAUUUCUGGAUCUGCAAAAAAACCAAAACUUCCUGCCCUAGCAAGUGA
This is a messenger RNA of Cricetulus griseus (Chinese hamster), 723 nucleotides long. Lineage: Eukaryota; Metazoa; Chordata; Mammalia; Rodentia; Cricetidae. The record is from RefSeq and is a predicted model, not a curated record.